Pocillopora meandrina is the source of this 11100-nucleotide messenger RNA. NCBI's taxonomy places the organism in Eukaryota, Metazoa, Cnidaria, Anthozoa, Scleractinia, Pocilloporidae. The record is from the annotation of a GenBank genome assembly.
AUGUGGAGACAGCCUAACGAGAUUUUCAUGGUCACGUUUCUCCUAAUUCUAAUUUUUUCACCAGGUGAGUGAGGGUUACAUAUUUUGACUUUUAAACCCGAAUUUCAAUAGAAAUGUCACCUGAAAAAUAUUAUUAUAGUGAUUUCCUUAAGUUUCCCAAGAGGAAAUGUGUAUUUGGUCUGAAGACCUGUUGCUCGUGCUGGUUUUUAUUCAAAUUCAAACCUUAGCCUAUAACAAGAGACAAUUGCUAUUUUUAGUAUUUAAUUGCCUAAAGUUGAUCGAAGGAGCUCUAAUUUCUGCCGGCAUAAUUUGCUUAACUGAAAACUUGUAGUAAAUUGAAACUGAGUAACGUUUUUGGGCACCAAACUACAUUUUAAAAUCAGAUUUUUAAAAAUGGUUCCGUCCUUUCUUUCAUGGAUUCCAUGUCAAACCUGUUGGAAACAGUACGUUCGCUGCAGUGCAUAGAGACAUAAAGUUUAAAAUCAAGACAACUUCCUUGCUGAACAUAAAAAUAUUGCAUGUCUAUUCCAAAUCAUUUUUCAAGAGUCGUAAAAUGAAAAUAGGGUUAGAGAAGACCUCACAGUGCCCGUUUAAGUGCUGUCGGUAAGAUGAGAGCGUUAGUAACUCGACAUUCAAUUCAUAAACUUGCUUUAUGUCCGAUGAUUCAUCUAUAUCGAUGUCACACUGUGACCUUGGCUAUAACUACUCCAUACAAUAAGUACUUUAGAAGUAAGGCGAGGUACUGAAAUAAAAUGGAAAUGAGAGGCAAAAAGACGAGCUUCCAAAGAGCGCACAGUGUAAGGAGUGUGCAUAAGUUUGAGAACCAAAGUUUCCGAAUGGUCUGCUGAAAAUAUCUCCAAUCAGUAUUUAAAAAAUUAUGUUGUGAUUUUUAAAAGUAUGUUUUUCAGUCUGGAAUUCUGUCACGAAAAUGCUUUUUAAACUCAUCUUCAACCAGCAUCGUUUGAGUGGGAGCUUGAAGCUCUUAGCUAAACAUACCCCUCUUCUUUCGAUUACUGCCUUGUUAGUUUAAUCAAGCAAAGUGCUUUCGAUUACAGUUUAAAUUGUUCCGGUAACUGCAAAAGUAAAGUCUAAACUUCUUGGGUUUUUUUUUUGCACUUAACUCUAACUUACUGAACUGAACAUUUUUUACUACAAUGUUUAUUUGCAGUAACUCCGUUUGCACUUCAACGCUUCAACUGUCCAAAAAGCUACACAUUUCCAAACGCUCGUCUUCGAGGUGGUCUCCAAGCUGGUAAGUUUAAAAGACUAGGUCCUCCAGAUGAUACCGAGCUUUGUGUUCAGCGGUGCUGUGAUCAGAGGUCAUGCGACCUAGUUGCGUGGAUUGGUGAACACUGUUACUCAGUGUCUUGUUUCACCCGUGAAUUAUGUACACCAGUGAGGUUAGCAAGUUACAACAAAGGCAUGAGGCUCUUGUAUAUCGCAUCGAGAGAAGACGCCGAAAACGAAGGUAUAUAAGUCUCUUAUUUUAGCCAACAAAGCUCUUUUUUUCUUAAAUGAGUGUAUAAAGAAAUCUCAAAUUAGAAACGUUUUAAAUUAGGUGUUCUGUGAUUGGUCCACGAAACACUCCUUACUCUUUCUGGGCUACUGAAAUAAAGCCAAUUGCAGCAUUGAAUGAAAGAGGAAACUGUAGAACGCUACUUCAUGAUAAGGAAAAAAAAAUCUCAGGCAAGACUUAAUGGAGGCAAAACAUUUUUUGUUCUGUUUUCCUAUGAACGCUGCAAAUAUAAAUCAUAUUCUAGCUUCACAGCUUGGUCAAUUUAAUAGUUUGUUUAGAGGUUUGUAUUAAUUAGAAAUUUUAAACCUCCACAAGAGAACCUAAUUUUAUGAUUUAAAUGCCAAUCUAUUUUGACCUCUUUGAAAUCCAAGUUCACACUGAAGCAUUAAAAGGCGGUUUCGGAUAAAUUUACCAUGCAUUCUAUGUUUCAGCAGAGCUGUUAGUCUCAUACGUUAUAGCCAUUAAUCAUGUGACGGUAAGGGAAUGAGCUCGUGCAGGUUCGAUUACUUAACCUAGAAAGCUGUCCAUGACCGUACUCAAUGAGAGCGUUUCAUUAUGAUCUCCAUAAAAGGCUAGAUGCUAUCACAAAGACCUUUUUUCAUUUUCAGUUGAACCCAAUCGAAGAGAAGUCAAUGAUAUUUUCCACUCGUCACAAAGUGAUACUCGCUCAUUCAACGUUUCGAAGAAGACAACGUUGAGUGAGGAUGGAGACCUAGCAGUUAAGAAGUCCACUACCGAAGAUAGAAGAAUUAUUCGCUCGUUGGAGGAGAUUGAAGACGAAGAACAUUCUGGUUCCAUUGAAAAGAAUGGUAUCAACGAAAGUGCCAACAACAGCCACGAAAGUAUAUUGUUCAGCGGAAAUUUUUAUGAACGCGGCUCAGAAAGUAUGAACUUCAAAAUGGAACAGCCCUCUGGCGGGGAGGACUGGGAAGGAGGCCUACUUAAUGAGUCAGGAACCGAGCAGGACGAUGACGUCACUGAUGACAUAAUUCAGACACAAACUCACCCAGUGACUGCGGUGAAAAGAACAGAAAUGGCGUCUGUGGUCAGUCCCAGCGAUAUAGAAGAAUUCGAAUCCAGUUCGCAGUCCGGUAGCGGAGAAAGCCUACUAGAUGACAGAAUAGAAGAGGAAUUGAGACAAGAAGGAGGGGAAGAUUCCUCCGCUGAUUUUAGUUCUUUAGGUUCGGCAUUCAUUCUUGACGAAAAGCAUGCAGACGGGUCUGGUAAAAUAAACAGAACGAUCAUGCGAGAGGUUCAAAGUAAUUUGCGUAAGGUGUGGCGCUAUGCUGCGGCCGGUAAGAGCCUCGGAAUGAUGUCCAAGGGACCAAAGAGUAAGGAGCAGGAGCAAAAGGCCCAAGAGAUUUAUAACUUGGUGAUAAAACAUGAAUCUGAGUUUGUCAAUCAGCACAGAAUGAAGCCAAAGGAAUCCGUAAAGGGUGAGAGUGGUGCAUCAGGCUCGGAAGACGCUGAUCUGCACAAGGCACGUGAUGAUUCAUGGGGUGGAGGAGAGGAUGAUUCAGAUGAAAAACAUGAAUCAGGAUCUGGUAUUUUACGCGAAAGUGAAGAGGAAGCACUGGUAGAGUCGGUGGAAAACGACAUCUCUGGAGAGAGUAGUGGACUGUCGGAUUCUUCGAAGUUGCCCAGUGACAGUGGCAGUGGUUCAGGAAUCAAAAUUAAUAGAAAACUGUUGAAAGAAGUUGAGCAAAACUUGCACAAAGUUUGGAGAUAUGCAGCUCCUAAAAAGGACUUAGACAUGGUCGCUAAAGGACCCAAAGGAGAGGAAGAGUUAGAGAAAGUGAAAAAGAUUUACAAUAUGAUCAGUAAACAUGAGUCUGGCUCAGCAUUUAUAGAUUAUGAGAUGCGAAAGAAAGGAAAACCUUUGAAUGAUGGUAGGAAAACACCAGGGAGUCAUCGAAGGCAUAAAAGCCGCAAAAGUAGGGUUAAGAUAAUAGGAACAGGACACAAUGGCACUGAAUCAAAGCUUUAUACACUACAGAAAGCAAGGAAAUAUCGGUAUAACCAGGACUUGAAAAAUCUAAAACCCUGGGGCGUGGGAAUGGAAAAGUCUGGGCAUAAACCCAGUGGGAUGUAUACAAAGAAAAUCGGUCGGAAAGACAAGGCCGCUAGGAACAAACAGAAUGCCCUAACUAUCCUUCGACAAGAAAUGAAAGAUUUAGCCGAAAAUUUAAACGAAAACUCUGGUCCCAAGAAGUAUAACGACACUUCUAAAGUGCCUAAGCUUGCUAACUCGAAGUCGGAUGGAGGUAAGAGUGUAGGAGACAGUCAUGAAGCUAAAUUAAAGCAUGCAACGAGCAGCGCGGGAGAUAAUUCUUUAAAAUUUAAUGAACACAAACAUGUAUCACUUGAUAAGACACAGCUAGAAAUCGGUAAAACGUUAGAGGAGCUGAUUUUGACCAGAAUGGCCCAGCUGCAAAGUCAAAGGAAACACAAAAAGAGAAAGGGAAAACAAGAGCAUUUAAAGGAUAAACACAAGAAUGAGGAAAAAGCAGAAAUGGUAAAGGAAGCUUCAAAGGGUAAGUGCAGCGUCCUCGGAGUUAAGUGGAAUCUACUCAUAUCAUAUUUUCAGUCCAGAAACCAGAAAAAAAAUUACGAUGGAAUCUGAAAGCGAUCUUCGCAGUAAUGAAAACGACUUAUGCUGCAGUAAAAGUAAGGCCUCAAAAGGAUUCAGGCCUGUACGGGACUUGAACUCAUGAUCACUGAUACCGGUGCAAUGCACUACCAACUGAGCUAACAAGCCAACUGGGAGCUGAUUGGUUCGUAAUAAAACCGUGGAGAGAAGAGUCAAUGACUAUGAAUAUAUCAAAAUCAUAAUGCAUAGAUGUGAAUUGCGGUUUACGAAAUGAACAUAUAAGCGAUCUUCGCAGUACACUACUUAAGUAGUAUUACAAAAAAAGGUAUGAAAAUAAUUCAGGCCUGAAAGGGAUUUGAACCCAUGACCUCUGCGAUACCGGUGCAGUGCUCUACCAAAACGAUUUUUUAAACCGCAGUUCACAUAUAUGAUUUUCAUGUAUUGACAUUCGUUGGAAACUGAAGGAAUAUAUUCUGAAUUACCUUGCUUUGAAAAAAUUUUGAUUCAUAUACAUUCAUAACAAGCCGUAAUCAAGCGAGUUGAACAAAGGUCACGAAUCGUGAAAGUGCAUGCGGUGGUACGCGCAAGCUUUCUUAUUCAUGCGUGUCGUUUCAAACACUUGCAUCGAGUUAUCAGAAAGCCUUACUAUUAUUUUGUUAUUUAUUAUUUAGAAACGCAGGUUAUUUUUUUUUUGAACCCAUGUAGAUUUUUAUGGCUGCCAUACGGAGAUUUUCUUCCACUUUAUAACUCUAAUGCCUGUUGCAAUUUUUUUUCUUUCCUUACAGUAAAGCCACAGCCUAACAAGGACAAACUUCUCAAAGAACUGGAGAAGCUUAAGUUUUUAAACGGACCUUCGACUGUUUAUAACGAAAGUAGGUUUGUGUAUCUCAAACAGUGUGGACUGUACGUGGAGGAAUAUAAUGUAUCAAAGGUACGUAGGGGCAUGUAAAAUACAUUUAUCAUUAGGCCACCUCAGCACCAUGAGGAUCAAACAAACAAGUAUUCCUUGAAAAGCUAGGCUUUCAAGAGUACUUUAACCCAAUCUGUCCCAGAGAAUUUGAGGAAAAUAGACUCUCGCUUAAAGGUGUCUUAUUGUGCAAAACGGUUAAUGGUGGUUUUGCCCAAUUAAAAGGUUUCCCCCUACCGCCAAUAUGGUUUAUUCAGACCUAAAAAAAGUGUAGCAGAGAAAAUCGUAGUCUGAAAAAUUACAAACCGCGUUUCAUAUCUUUUCUCAGACACGUGCUUCUUGGAACAAUGAUCUGUUUUCACCAUAUUCGUACCUGUAUGAGAUGCCAAAGAAUUAUCACACGUGUAAUUCUUCCCUGUGGAUGAAUAGCACAGAUCUGCGUGGAGAUGUUUUUUUGAGCUUCCGGGUCAUGUCAAUAAAAGGAAGUACUAUGACUAAUAAUGCCAAUAUCUGUGAGAAAUACUGCUGCCAGGAGCCGCGUUGCCAGUCCUGGACACUAAGAUUCCAGAAAGCAAGCACAGCUAAUUGUCCCAAAGGUUAGUGCAGUUCCUUCAAAUCAUAAUUUCUUGUCUGGAAAAAUAAUAAUAAUAAAAUGUUUGGUGUUUCGUGCAGUUUUAACACUUUAACCCCAAAACAGUGGCUAGUAUCUAAUUUCUUCUUAUGAUGUCACCCCUGAAUCAAACAUAAACUUAAUUUUAACGACCUUUCAUCAUUUGUCAACCAGGAUCUUUUUGCUGCUGGCUGAAAAGUGCCAUACCAACACCCAUCCGGGACCAGGAACACUGUACAUCCGGAAUUGUGCACCGCGAGAGCACAAGACAUCCGCCGUCUGGCAUGCGAUCAGCGGUUCCUCUAGGAGGACUGGGCACGGGCUCGUUUGAGUUACGCGCAGACGGAACGAUUCACGAAUGGACGCUCGAGAACCAGUCUCCCGGAGGUUCAGCUAAAUUGAACAAGGGAGCGCUAAAUUUGGCAGUGUUUGGAGUAAGAGUGUCAGAAGUGAAUAAAGAUAAGAGCAAGGCAGCGCUGCUGAGAAUCCAUGCUCCCCAUGGGUACCCUGGAGUGGACAGGUUGUCAUACUCUGGAUCUUACCCAGUCAGUAAAUUAACCCCCGGUGAGUAGAAUAUUUACGUUUUUUUCGUUCUUCAUGUCUCUUUUCUCCGCCUUAAGUUGUAACUCACGUCGAGGAGGACAUUUGCAAAUCAGUUAACAAGAUUCAAGGAGAACUCUUGGAACAAAAAACAUCUGUUACUGCAAGAUCUCUUGAUCAUUGCCAUGCUUUCUGAGUCACGAACACUGCUUAUUUUGCUUGUCUUAUACACAGGUGGUUCAAUAACAGAGAACGUUGACAUGAGUCUAUACGCCUUUUCAUCAUUUCAUGUGAGACACCGUUACAAGUCUGCGGUCCCAGCAGUUGCCUUUACUUUAGGCAUGCGGAAUAAGGCUGACAGACCUUUGAAUGUGUCGUUCAUGUUUAACUUGCCGUUAGGACAACAGGAGGAUACAAUUCGUGUCGGAGAUAAUUAUGGCGAAGUUGUAUUCACUAGGUAUGUAAUUGAGCGCUGGUCUCAGUUGUCGUGGAAGUUUUUUCCUGAUAGUCAUUCACUCAGUUUCUUUCUUACUAAUCUAUCCUCCCGAGAAGUCUUCCAGCUUAGAGGCCUGUAGCUGCGAGUGCUUUUUCUCGUUUUGAAAUCCAGCGCCCUGAUCACCAGGUCACCUCCUUUCCCGUAAGCUGAGUUAACCUCACCUAAUUGUAACUAGCGAUGACACUAAUCAGACGUAAUUGCUGCUUUAUUAAAGAUGGACAGGUGAUGUGAGAUUAUUGCUGGUAGCUUUCUAACCCAUUUGAUCUAUCAGUGUUGUCCUCUUACUAGAAUGACAAUGAAAGGAACCAUUGUUUUCAAAAAAAGAGUCAAGAUCAAUUCAUACUUUCUUCCUCAUUCCAGAAUGAUAAAACCUUCGGACUGUGCGCACGCGUGUUCAAAGAUGCCCAAAUGUAUGUCAUGGACAACCAAUGGACCUACAUCGUGUCUGUUGAAGGACAAAAUGCCCCUUCACGCCUGGGCCACCGGCAUCGUAUCAGGCCUGAAGGGAGAAUGGUCUGUGAAAGACUCCAUGUUGACUUGCCACAGGCCUGGGUUUUUCCCUCAGAGCGGUAGCACAACACUAUAUGCAGUUGACGAUGAAGAUAGUUCGGGAUCUUUUGCCGUGGCUGACGACUUUGGAGACAUUUGGAAAAAUUUCUCAAACACAGGUGAGUACAUCACAGUGCUGUAUUCUAUGUGUGACGUAUAGGUAGUAACUAAAAUUUUGCGAAAAAUUAUAGAACCUUUGUACCCAGGUCGAGUUCGUGCUGGUUGUGGUUUGUGUUUACAUUUUCUGUAUUUGCUCUUUCGUAAAAGAUUCUGUGGUCGCUUUCAUUACAAAGUGGAUCAAUUCCAUUUCUUCCAAUGAUUAGCGCUCUCUAAUCUAUAUCGAAAGUUAUUAUUGUUUCCUUCUGUUUCCAGGAAAAAUUGGCACUACAGAAUCUCUAAAUAACACUGGGCUUUAUGGUGCAGCGUCUGUGAUGACACAGCUCCAGCCGGGAGAGAAGAAAUCUUUGACCUUAAUUUUGUCGUGGUAUUAUCCCAACCGUGAUGUGGCCAAAGUUCACGUCGGUAAUCUAUACUCGGCCUUGUUCAAAUCCAGCCAGGAUGUGGCAAACCACAUGCGCAAGGAUCUGCUCCAGUCGGUAAUGGAUAUUCGUUCGUGGCAUGAACCGAUCGUCGGGUCUACACCUGCAAGAAAGGAGCCAAUCAAUGACAAGGUUAAGCAUAUACCCAAAGGUCCGGACGAGAACAGAGUCAAUGAACUUCCUGAUUGGCUAAAAGAUUUGCUCGUCAAUAGUAUGAGCUUCUGGAGGUCUGGAUUCUGGGCCGAAGAUGGAAGAUGGCGACAGUGGGAAGCUUUUGACUGUAAUGAUAUCGACACCAUUCAAAAUGACAUGCAGAGAAUUAUUCCUUACACUCUCUUCUUCCCAGGUAUUUUAACCGUCAAUUGCGUUUUUCGCUAUCUCUCUAAUUUAAAAUUAAUUUACAUAAUUUUGAGAUUAUCGUUAUAAUUAUUUUAUGUUUUGUUAUACUAUGCAGAAUUAGUGCGUGAACUUCUGACGGCUUGGGCCGACAAUCAAUACUCAAGUGGUAUGCUACAAGAGGCGCUUACUUCCGGUUGUCUGGGACCAACAGGGAAGCUGGGUAAUGCUGCUAAAUGACUCGCAUUGUCACAAUAUAAUACUCCUUAAAAUUAAAACUGCUUUACGGGUAUAGGUUAGAGAGAAGAGUCUUACUCAUAGAAAUAAUCUAAGACUGAUCAUUUUUUAGAUAGGAAGUAGAUGAAUAUGCAUAUCCACCCCAGUUCAAAGAUUCCUUCAAUUCUUUUGCCCUGUAGAUUACUCCGGCGGCCGAGUGAUGGCGGACACAACAGCUAUGUUUGUGGUUGGACUUUACCACUAUUUCCAAUGGACUGGGGACCAGGCUACUCUCGACCGACUUUGGCCAGCGGCUAAAAGAGCAAUGGCCUGGGUCAUGGUGGAUUCCACUAAAGGUUUACUUAAUUGCACUCAUACAUGCAUAGCUGUAGCAGUAUUAUAUAUUUCUGCAUAUAUCGGUGUUUGCAUUUAAAAUUACUGAACGAACACACUAAAUGAUAUAAAGGCAGCUUAUCAACUUGCUCUGAAUAUAUCUUUCAUCCCUGAUUUUUAAAAGAAAAUUGAUUCAGUUAUACUUAAAGAACUAUUUCCCGCAUCACGUAAGAUGUAAAUUGUUACCUCAAGUUUUAUAGACUUUUAGAGCGCAUUUCGAUCGGAAUCGCAUUAUGGAAACCAAAGUGAUCACAACAAGCAAUGUAAAGAGAUUUAAGCAAUGUAAAGAGAGCAAAGGCGAUGCAAGCUCGGGUUAGAUUUAGACAGUCAUUUGAAAAACUUCUAAAUAAUUCUCCUAUUUACUCCUAGGUACUGGCCUUCCUUUUAGGAAAGUUAGCACGUACGACAUCGUAGCACUUGACAAAUAUGACCACGACGCCUACAACUCUUUUGUGUAUCUCUUGGCCUUGAGAGCCGCGCAAGAAAUGGGAACGAUAAAAAACGAUACCAAGUUUACUUCGAGCAUCCAUCGUGCUUUUAAUCAAGCGCAGAAACGCAUCGACGUUGAACUGUGGGACGAAAAUAAGCAGUAUUACCAUGCCUGGUGGGACAUGGAAUAUGGCUCUCCUGAGUGGAUCAUGUCAGAUUCCUUGUAUGGUCAAGUCUGGGCUUACUCUCUUGGUCUUGGGGAUCUGGUACCUCGUAGUAAACUGAAAGAACAUUUGUUAAGCGAAGUUGAGAGAAAUGAUUCCCCUUUUGGUCUGAAGGUUUUGAACACAGGUGAAACAGAAAUCACACAGGAGGACACAUCAAUCAUUUUAAGCCACCAUGUUCCCGGAUGUAAAUCGUUAGAGAAUAUAACGAAGCAUAAUUCAGUUUGGAUGGGUGCAGACGCCGACUGGUCCUCUCUUAUGCUGCAUCUAGGUGAGUUAAACGGAAAUACUCGAAAUUUAUUACUAGCCUUUCUUCACUUUAAUUUUAAUGAAGGAUCACAAAACUUGUAUGGUAGUCUCACCCGCAAGGUACUGAUUGCCGGAUAAGGAGUCUCAUCACAGGAGUCACGGUAAUGUCAUGGAAUGCACCUUGGAUUACAAAUCGAGACUUCCAAGUGUCAGUUCCAGGUCCCGGCUAGGUUAUUUUUUUCAAACAAUCUCAGCAAAUUGUGUAUGAAGUGAGCACCCACAGGACCCAUGCUGGUGUCCGCUAAACCCUUUCACUCCGGUCCCAAGAUCUAGAAAGCAUUUCUCCUGAUAUUUCCUGAUAUUGCUAGGAUAGAUAUUUUCCUUACUUUGAUGAACUGAAAUAUCACACUUAGGAAAAGAUAAGAGAUAAAGCCCAUUACCAAUAUCCAAUUCAUUUUACAGACACAGACCCCAUAAUUGCGCUAAACCGCGCCAAAAAAUCGCUCGAUCAUUGGCGCUCAACGCUCAAUGAUCAAUGGAAUAUUCAUGGCCUCAUUUCAAGCAGUGGUUAUGGACUUGACGGGCUGCCUUGGGCCACUUCUCACUAUUCUUUCCACAUGGUUCUAUGGCAUAUACCUCUCGCAGUGUCAGGCCAGCAGUACUUUGCUCCCAAUGCAUCACUGACUUUCUGGCCCAAGUUUCCAAUUCCGUUUAGUUUACCUUUCUUCACGCCCAGAGCGUCGGGGAUAAUUGAGGGAGCAUACGUUAAGGGAAAUGACAGAGAAGAAGAAGACAGUGAAGAGGAAGAAAUGUUUACGUUUACUGUCAAAUCAGGUAAAAAACCAAUUUUCGAUGACGAGGCCUGUGGUCUGCUUGGCUAGUUCCACAGUUUACUUGAAGUCGUAUCGGCUGCCGUUUCAUAUAGACUGUCACUGAAGUUAUUUCUUUUACGCUUUGAAAUUUAUGUAAUCGUCACCUAUAACCGAUUUAAAAUUUCUGCAAAGUUUUCCCAAAUUUGCGGGAAAAGGCUUCGAAGAAAUCUAACGGUAGCUACGAGUUUAAAAAUGAUACCGGUACAAAAAGUGGUAGUUUCCUUCGCAGUCGUUUUUACCUCUCUAAGUACGUGUACGACAAGCCGAAAGAAAAAAACGGAAACUGAGAUUUAAAGCGACUUGAUUAGGAUUCUGAUUGGUACAAACAGACAUUUACGGAGGAAGUUCAUACUACCAUUUCAUCUAUGUAUUCCAUUUUGUUGUGGGUCUGGUCAGGCAUAGAUUUGGCGCGGAAGACACCAAAAUACAGAUAGCGGAGAAUGUACCACUUAGUAUCAUAGCACAUAUUCAGGUCUGGUUGUUGUCCUUAUCUUCUUCAGGUGAGAUUACCCUAAAAGAACUCUCAAUCCUGGGAAGCAGGUAUGGAGAGGGUGAAAUAUCAAUCAAGCAAGGAGAAACAGUCAGGUGGUCACGGCCAAAGCAAGAUGUGAAAAACAUUUUACAACAGUUGUGA